AUGAAUUACGUUCAAAAUCUCCGUGCAUUCCUGGUUCCAUAUUGCAUUAUGCUGGUGGUGGGUGGGAUCCCGCUUUUCUACAUGGAGCUGGCCUUGGGGCAAUUCAACCGGAAAGGCGCCAUUACCUGUUGGGGACGUCUGGUACCACUUCUCAAAGGAAUUGGUUAUGCGGUAGUUUUAAUCGCCUUCUACGUUGAUUUUUAUUACAACGUGAUAAUCGCAUGGGCUCUUCGCUAUUUCUUCGCAUCAUUUACCAGCAUGCUUCCAUGGACGACAUGUGGGAAUACUUGGAACACGCCACUCUGCCGAGAGUUCGAUGUGAACGUGACACGACGAAGUUUUAUACCUUAUCUCAGUAUGAAUCCUGAUGACAAUUUCACGAAUUACGAGACGCUCGCCCCUAUUCUAAGCAAUACUGGAGAAGAUGGAGAGGGAGAUAACAGGACAAGAUAUACUAGUGCCGCACAAGAGUAUUUCAACCGGGCAAUUUUGGAGCUUCACGAAAGUGCAGGAUUGCAUGACCUUGGGAUUGUCAAGUGGGAUAUUGCCCUGUGUCUAUUAAUUGUUUAUCUAAUCUGCUAUUUUUCACUUUGGAAAGGAAUUUCAACAUCUGGAAAGGUUGUUUGGUUCACAGCGCUAUUUCCCUACGCAGUGUUAAUCAUCCUCCUAAUCCGUGGUAUUACCCUCCCAGGGAGUGCCGAAGGGAUAAAGUACUACCUCAGCCCCAAUUUCUCAGCAAUUAGUAAAGCAGAGGUGUGGGUCGACGCUGCAACGCAAGUAUUUUUUUCCUUGGGUCCUGGAUUCGGAGUGCUGUUGGCCUAUGCCAGUUACAAUGAGUACCACAAUAAUGUUUACAAAGAUGCUCUGUUAACCAGUGUCAUCAACAGUGCGACUUCUUUCGUCGCUGGAUUCGUCAUCUUCUCGGUACUGGGGUACAUGGCACAUGCAAGUGGUAGACCAAUCAAAGAAGUUGCAACCGAGGGUCCAGGACUUGUUUUCAUCGUUUAUCCGGCAGCAAUCGCUACGAUGCCGGGAUCCAUUUUUUGGGCGCUGAUCUUCUUCAUGAUGCUGCUGACCUUGGGUCUUGAUAGCUCCUUUGGAGGAUCUGAAGCAAUUAUUACAGCCCUCAGCGAUGAAUUUCCAUUAAUUGGAAAUAACCGGGAGAUUUUUGUUGCUUGUCUAUUUACUGUCUAUUUUUUGGUGGGCUUAGCAUCGUGUUCACAGGGUGGAUUCUAUUUUUUCCAUUUACUCGAUCGAUACGCCGCUGGAUACUCUAUGCUCUUUGCAGUUUUGGCUGAAGCAAUUGCAGUUAGUUGGAUCUAUGGUACAGACAGAUUUUGCGCUGAUAUCAAGGAUAUGAUUGGAUUUUCUCCGGGAAUUUAUUGGAGAGUAUGUUGGAAAUUCGUUGCGCCACUUUUUAUUAUGUUCAUCAUUGUUUACGGAUUGAUGGGAUACGAACCCCUCUCCUAUGAAGAUUACACGUAUCCAGAGUGGGCAAACAUCCUUGGAUGGAUCAUUGCUGGCUCAUCAAUUACGAUGAUACCAGGGGUUGCCCUUUACAAACUCAUUGUCACUCCAGGAAGCUUCUGCCACAGACUCAAAACACUAACUACUCCCUGGAGAGACAACCAUACUCAACCUUCAAUCAACACUCGAUCAGCUGUCUCCUCAGUGGCCAAUGGAGCAGUGAGGACAAGUCUCCUUGAUGAGGGCGGUUUUGAAAAAUUCAGGGAGUCUUCAAAAAACGACAUUUCUGGAUUCAAAGAGCAGACAGAAGUCAUGACCCUUCCAUGCCCUCGCAAUGGCGAUCCUCCACCCGAGUCAGUCUAGGAUAACUUAGUUAUCCUUCAGGGUACUCGUUUCCAUAUUUACCUCUGUUGAGGAUUAUUUCCCCUUUCUAUUUUACCCGAAAUAUUGUUAAUUGUUUUUACCUUUAUAAGCUUUGGUAAGAAGCAGCGUUACUUUUAUGAGUUUAUUUAAUGAAACGAUAUCGAUUAAAUAAUAAUGUUUAAAGGAAUAUUUAUUAGGUGGGUAGUGACUCGGAGAUUAUGGAGAAGUGCUGUGUGGACUAUAAUUAAAAUGCAAUCCCGAUGUUGAAAGACGUAAUAAUACAAAAAUGAAAAUAAAGAUAGAACAUUGUCUCGAUUUCCUUGAUAGAGACAGAAAAUGGCAAAUCCUAAUAUUAUUUAAUCAAUGAUGAAAAGUUGUGAUUUUUUAGUUGAUGUGCAGUAUUUUUUGACAACUAUUGGAUUCUGGAUUUUUAUAGAAGUUUUUCCUUCCGUAGUGAAUAAUUAGUAACGAAUGAAUUAAUCGGAUUGGAAUUUGUAUAUGAUUAUGGAAAAUCAAUAGAGAAUUGAAGUACUACAUUAAGGAAUAUUGUAUAUUUUGUACAUUGCAUCGGAGUCACUGUACAGCCACAGAGACUCAUGCUUUGUUAGGAGAAUUUAUAAAGGAUGGUCGACUAAUAAUGAAAGUAACUAAAUUGUUUCAUGUUGAUUGUUCAUGUAUAGAAAUUUUAGGAAACUAAGGUGAAAUGUUGCCUCGAGAGCCAUAUCGAGCCAACGUCCGUGAUGAGUUAAUUUGACAAUAACAGAAUGACUAUGAUAAUUCUGUAGUUUUUAAAUAAUUGAAGGAACAGUUGUGUAAAUGUAAUAGUGAAUAAAAUUCCUGCUUUUA
Messenger RNA from Diachasma alloeum, 2676 nucleotides. RefSeq names its product sodium-dependent dopamine transporter (gene DAT). Gene Ontology annotation, biological process: dopamine uptake involved in synaptic transmission; sodium ion transmembrane transport. Bases 1 to 1830 code for a protein of 609 amino acids. Gene Ontology annotation, molecular function: dopamine:sodium symporter activity. The record is from RefSeq and is a predicted model, not a curated record. The transcript is spliced from 11 exons. Lineage: Eukaryota; Metazoa; Arthropoda; Insecta; Hymenoptera; Braconidae. Gene Ontology annotation, cellular component: presynaptic membrane; neuronal cell body membrane; neuron projection.